AAAUGACGACAACAGAGCUAUUGUGAUAUUUGUGAUACGGAGAAAAAAACGUUGAAUCGCUAUCAAAACACAACUGAAUCACAGCUGAAAUGAGACGUAAUCGAAGAUAACAGUUUUGUGCUUGAAUAAAAUUACAAAAACAUUGACGUGCGUAUUGCAAAAUUUUACGCAAAUGUACGCGAGACAUAAUCAUCAUCCUUUGUGUAAAAUUUAACGACCAUGGCAGCAGCCAUCGCGAACGACUCGCCAAAAUACAGAAACAGCCUAAUAUGCUGCAGCCCGAGCGUAGAAGCAACUUCUAGAACCUCAACAUCGUCUACAUCAGGCAACGUUUCUCUCGACGAAGGAUACGACUCGAAUUGCAUACCAAAAUCAAUUGCAAACAAGAAGUUGAAGAUUCACAGCUCAGCGACCAAGGAAGAGAUAGAAAAAGCUAUAAUACAGUGCAAAGAACUUGUUUUAAACACAGCACAGUGUUCAGACGAGCGAAAAUGGCUUGUGAGGUACCUCGUAGAGUUACGAUUACGUUUGGAAGAUAUCAAAGAAAACAAUGGACAAGCAAGAUUGCGCGUUUCUAUAAAGGGACAUCAUUUUGAGCAGCAAACGAAUCCUUCGAACCGUAAACAGUACUGUGAUCACUGCAGCGGAGUCAUUUGGAGCAUUGUGCAAGGCUCCUACAUAUGCAAUGACUGUGGAUACCUGUGUCAUUACAAAUGUGUGGAUCAUAUAUGCCGAGUGUGUGCCCAUGUUGUUAUGACAGAGAAAGGGAGCUUCGAAAUGAGUAUAUGUCCCGAAAAAGGCCUAGCAGCACAAGACUACAAGUGUGCAGAGUGCCAAACAGCAUUAACCUUCAAGGACAUGUGGAAUGAACCACGAUUAUGUGACUAUACAGGCUUAUACUUCUGCGCUACGUGUCAUUGGAACGAUUUAUCUGCAGUACCUGCACGAGUGAUACAUAAUUGGGAUUGGGAGAAACGGUAUGUGUCACGAAUAGCAUACCAAAUGCUGAAUUUAUCGUGGUCCAGGCCAUAUAUAGACAUAGAAAGGAUAAACCCCAGGCUAUUCAACUUCAUAGCGGAAUUAGAAUGGGUGCACAAGAUGAGGAAAGAUUUAGAAUGGAUGCGACGUUACCUCUGCGCUUGUGCGGAAGGAACGAACUUAUUAUCACCAUUAUUCGUGCAGCUUGGGGACGUCAACAAGAAGUACAGUAUGAGUCACUUGCAAGCUAUUAACGAUGGGUCUUUAGAGACACAGUUAACGGAGCUAACGGAAGUGUGUAGGUCACAUAUAACGAGCUGUGAUCUUUGUUCCGGUAAGGGGUACCUCUGUGAAGUAUGUAAGAAUAAUGAGGUGUUAUAUCCAUUUGACAGUGGGGCUUUGAUGUGUGAUAAGUGCAAUUCUAUGUAUCAUAGAGGUUGUUGGUUACGGAAAGGGCAGAAAUGUCUUAAAUGUUUAAGGUUAGAGGAACGCAAGAAGACGGUUGACGAAGUGCAAACUGAUAUAACGGACACAUUACAAUAUGACAUCGAUAAGUUUGUGAAUUAAAAAUCUUUUUACGCAUUGGCUU
Spodoptera exigua (beet armyworm) is the source of this 1567-nucleotide messenger RNA. The record is from the annotation of a GenBank genome assembly. NCBI's taxonomy places the organism in Eukaryota, Metazoa, Arthropoda, Insecta, Lepidoptera, Noctuidae.